Molecule: messenger RNA, 2335 nt
Organism: Solanum dulcamara
Lineage: Eukaryota; Viridiplantae; Streptophyta; Magnoliopsida; Solanales; Solanaceae
Product: protein CNGC15b-like
Exons: 7
Coding region: 92-2239 (715 amino acids)
Biological process (GO): monoatomic ion transport; transmembrane transport
Cellular component (GO): membrane
Molecular function (GO): protein binding; monoatomic ion channel activity
Source: RefSeq, a predicted model, not a curated record
CUAGUUUUUCUUUUUUUCUCUUGGUGGCUUACAAUAAAUCACGAGUCAUUUUCGAGUGAUUAUUUUGUGAUAGUCACAGAUUUAUAAAUACAUGAGAUUGUUUUGUUUAGUCAAUGUCAUGGCUUAUGGUAAUUCGAGAUCUGUAAGAUUCCGAGAUGAUCUUGAAGCAACAAAGUAUGCACCAGCUAAUGGGGAUAAUGUGAUCAAGGUGAAGUAUAAGCUUGAUGGAAUACGACAAUCAGAGCCAGCCAGUAGAAAGAGUGAUACGAAGUAUGACAGGAGCAGAAAAUCCCUGAAAGCUAAAGUACUAUCACGAGUUUUUUCAGAAGACUAUGAAAGCGUGAACAAAAAGAUAUUGGAUCCUCGAGGACAUGUAAUUCAUAGAUGGAACAAGAUUUUCUUAGUAUCCUGUUUAAUUUCAUUGUUCAUAGACCCUCUAUUGUUUUACUUGCCAGUCAUGAAGGACGAUAUCUGCAUAGAUAUAGGAGUUACUCUGGAAAUUGUCCUCACAGUCAUUAGAUCAAUAGCUGAUAUCUUUUACAUGAUUCAGAUUUUUGUUCGAUUUAGAACUGCUUAUGUUGCUCCAUCUUCUCGUGUAUUUGGGAGAGGAGAGCUUGUUAUAGAUACUUCAAAGAUAGAACAAAGAUACAUCAGAAAAGAUCUCUUGAUUGAUGUUGUUGCAGCCUUGCCUUUACCCCAGGUAUUGAUUUGGGUUGUUAUCCCUAAUUUAAGGGGCUCAACAAUGGCGAACACGAAGAAUGUCCUAAGAUUCAUUAUCAUUUUUCAGUAUCUCCCUAGACUUUAUCUCAUAUUUCCAUUGUCGUCCCAAAUUGUCAAGGUUACUGGUGUUGUGACUGAAACAGCAUGGGCAGGAGCUGCUUACAACUUGAUGCUAUACAUGUUAGCAAGCCAUGUACUGGGAGCUUGUUGGUAUCUUCUAUCAAUAGAGAGGCAAGAAGCUUGCUGGAGAUACGUGUGCAGUCUUGAGAAGCCCUCUUGUGAUUAUGGAUAUUUUGACUGCCAGAGAGUAAAUGAUCCACAAAGGAAGUCCUGGUUCAAUUCCAGCAAUAUUACAAGACAAUGUGACCCAAAUAAAAGUGACUACCCAUUUGGUAUUUAUGGCGACGCGGUGAAAGUUAGCGUGACAUCUGCUUUGUUUUUCAACAAGUACUUCUACUGCCUCUGGUGGGGCUUGAAGAACCUAAGUGCUCUAGGACAAGAUCUCUCUACAAGCACUCAUAUUGGAGAAAUAAUUGUUGCCAUCAUAGUUGCAACGCUUGGCCUAAUUCUUUUUGCCUUGCUCAUCGGCAAUAUGGAAACGUACCUCCAAUCGACAACAAUUAGAUUAGAGGAGUGGAGAAUCAGGAGAAUGGAUACAGAAAAAUGGAUGCACCACAGGCAAUUACCUCAAGAAUUAAGGCAGUCAGUAAGGAAAUAUGAUCAAUACAAAUGGAUUGCUACAAGAGGAGUUGAUGAGGAAGCUCUUCUCAAAGGACUUCCUCUAGAUCUUCGCAGAGAUAUCAAACGCCACCUCUGCUAUGAUUUAGUUCGAAGAGUACCACUGUUUGAUCAAAUGGAUGAAAGAAUGCUAGAUGCAAUAUGUGAGAGGCUAAAACCUGCAUUAUGCACUCAAGGUACUUGUCUUGUGCGCGAGGGUGAUCCUGUCAAUGAAAUGCUCUUCAUAAUUCGAGGGAAUCUUGAUUCUUACACCACGAAUGGUGGCCGUACUGGUUUCUUCAACUCUUGCCGUAUAGGUCCAGGUGAUUUCUGUGGGGAGGAGCUGCUGACAUGGGCCCUCGACCCACGCCCAAGUGUGAUUCUACCAUCCUCCACUCGAACAGUGAAAGCAGUUUCUGAAGUAGAGUCAUUCGCACUUGUAGCAGAGGACUUGAUGUUCGUGGCAGCGCAGUUUCGGAGGCUGCAUAGCAAACAACUUAGGCACAAAUUCAGGUUCUAUUCGCACCAGUGGCGUACUUGGGCUGCAUGCUCUAUUCAAGCAGCAUACCGAAGAUAUAAAAAACGAAAGGGUGUAGCUGAACUUAAGGCUCUAGAGAACUUGGUGAAUGAAACAGAGUUGUUUAGUGGGCAAUUGGACAUGAAUGCACCAUCACCUAGAUCAGACUUUGCAGAAUAUGCUGCAAGUAGGAGGGGUCUUCACAAGCGCUCUGAUUCAGAUUCCACUGCAGUUAGUUCAUUACAAAAGCCAGAAGAACCUGAUUUCUCUGUUGAUGAUGAGUAACUUUAAGAAGUGAUACAGUUGCUAAGGUGUAUAUGUACAAUGGUUUGCAUAUUCUUUACUAAAAUGUUUUUAUAUAGGAAAGGCAUAAUAUGUAAA